This is a messenger RNA of Pseudophryne corroboree (corroboree frog), 3493 nucleotides long. RefSeq names its product reticulon 3 (gene RTN3). The record is from RefSeq and is a predicted model, not a curated record. Bases 213 to 1937 code for a protein of 574 amino acids. The transcript is spliced from 9 exons. Gene Ontology annotation, cellular component: endoplasmic reticulum membrane. Lineage: Eukaryota; Metazoa; Chordata; Amphibia; Anura; Myobatrachidae.
CUGUCCCUCGCCGCUGGCUCCGCCUCUUACUCUCAUUGCCACACCUAGCCCUGCCAUCUCUGGUGGAUCGAUGCGACCACGCCUUGUGAGCCAUAGCUCCGCCCCCCGCAGGCGUCGCCCCUCCGCUGCGUCAUUGUGUCGGUGUCGUGCUCGGGCGCUCGGUGACAGGAGAAGGACGGAGAAACGCACGUAUAUAUUUGAUUGCCGGCAACAUGGCUGAAACCAGUGGACAUCAAUCUUCUCAUAUAUCUUCAUCAGCAGCAGCAGCAGAGAAGGGCGGGAGCUGUGCAGAACUUCAACCCAAACACCCCAGUCCAGAAUCACCUGGGUCUCCUUUUGAAAUGAUUGCCAACAGCUCACGCUUUGAGUUCAAGGACAUUGAAGACAAAGGAAACCUCUAUGGACUUUCACAAACCUCUGACCAAUCUACAAAAGCGGAUGAAUCAUUUUUGGUUGGAUAUGCACGCCCAGGUGUUUCUAUUACUAAGGAAGAUUCAUUCAUAAACAGGGAUGUUUUCAUGCAUGUCAGAACACAUACAGGGCAAGAGGAUUCGGAGACUGAACAUUUGCCUAUUGAAGUUUCUAAGUUAUCUGACCAUCAAACAGAAUCCGGUCCUCAAGGUUUGAAUAAAGGCAUGGAUGUACUUAACAAAGCUUCAGCAGAAGACAGCUACAUGAAACAAAAUUUAGGAUCUCUGAAAGCAUGUGGAGAAUCAGCAGAGUUUCGUUCUACAAAAAGUGAAGACCAUUCAUAUGACUCCAGGUCUGAUCUCAGGUGGCCAGAUGCUGAUGAAGACCAGGAUAGCUCAGGAGAGUCUGAUGACACAGUUAUAGAUGCUGGUUGGCGAUUCAAAGGUUCAGAGACAGAUCGUAGAGAGCAAACGGAGGAUGGCUGGGUAGAAAUCGGCGAUACACAGCAGGGGAAUGAACGCGAGAGACAAUAUCCGGCAAAGGAAGAGAAUCCUGACAUCCAUUCAGAUCCCCUCUGGUCGGCACAGUACAGCAAGACCCAAAAUUUAUUGUUAACUGGCAGUGGAACCGAUAAACUGAACAGAGCCGCAUCGCAUAUUCCAGACUCUCCUCACAGCGAAGGCUUUGUAGACCUGGCAGAAACUCAUGAUACUGACUCUCAUAGAGGAGCAGUUCUUCAGUCCGAGUCAUUGGAAGACCAAGUGCAGGAAAAUUUAACCAUUGAAGCUCUAAGAGCAUUGGCAGCUGGGGUGCAAGAUUGGAAUUCAGAAAGCCUGGAAUCCUCUCCUGAAAUCUUGUGCCCCCAGUAUGGCAACUUUCAAGGAAUAAAAUCCGCUGACAGACCAGGCCAAGCAGAAUCAUUCACAGGCUCCACUAUUGGUAUUCUGACCUUCAAAGUUCAUGACCUGCUGUUUUGGAGAGAUGUAAAGAAAUCUGGAAUGGUUUUCGGAGCGACGAUGGUGCUGCUCUUGUCAUUGGCAGCCUUCAGCAUAAUUAGUGUAAUUUCCUAUUUCAUUUUGUCCCUGCUGACCGUCACAAUUAGCUUUCGCAUCUACAAAUCUGUCAUGCAAGCCGUCCAGAAGUCUGAGGAGGGUCAUCCUUUCAAGGUUCUACUGGAAAAGGACAUCACUUUGUCCUCCGACAGCUUCCAGAAGAUACUGAAUGCAUCCCUUGUUCACAUCAACCGUGCUGUGAAGUACAUCAUGAGACUCUUUCUUGUGGAGGAUCUUGUAGAUUCAUUGAAGCUUGCCCUUCUUAUGUGGCUGAUGACCUAUGUAGGAGCUGUGUUUAAUGGCAUCACACUUCUAAUCCUCGGGGUCCUGGUUGCCUUCAGUGCCCCUGUUGUUUAUGAGAAAUACAAGGUACAAAUUGAUCACUACGUGUCCCUGGUGCACAGCCAAGUGAAAUCCAUAACUGAGAAGAUUCAGGCCAAGCUGCCAGCGGCAUUGAAGAAGAAAUCAGAGUGAAGAAUCAGGAGGGUGGGUGGGCUGUGGGAGGGUGUCAAAAUAUACACUGGCUACGUAUCUCAUUACUACUCUGUAAAUUGUCUGCCUUUAUGUAGCUCACAGGAACUGUUUGUAUGCAUGUACUUCAUGUAUACACACAUGUAUGCGGCUCCUCUCUGGUACAAAGAGGGUGUCUGUGUCAGCAUUGGCAUGGAUUUUAAGAGUUUCUAUUUGUCGAAAUACUGGAGAGUUGGGUAGGGAUCCAGCAACCCAUUAUUCUCGUUCCUGCACCUUGCACAGUCACCUCUCUUCUGUCACUCACUGGUACUCAUCUGCCCCCUAAGGGUACUGUAGGAACAGCAAGCUGUAUUAGGCCACUUCAGAGUCUUUUCUCCUUUCUCAUGCUCCCCACAUUCAUAUUUCCUCUACAAUUUCCUCAUGUGUUAAUAUUGGUCCUUCCUACCUAUGUCACACUGGUUUCCCUUCACCCACGCACACUCCCUUCUUUUUUUCUAUUUGCUACCUUCAAAGUAAUUAAUCCGAUUUCCAAUCUCUCUGCGCUCUCUCUUCACCUCAUGUCUUCAUACAUACGCUCAGUUUAAUCACUGGUCUGUACCACAUAUUGCCACAUGAAUUAAUAUAUUGGCGUUUCUUACACCACAAAACCUUUGUUUUUAUGUAAUGCACAAUUUAAUUUAUAUAUUUCUCUGUCUAUAUGAAGUGAAAAUUAAUCAAAGAAAUGUUUUGCGUUGCAUAAUAUAAAGCGUCUGCAAGAGUUGCUUAUGUUUUUGGGAAGCAGUUGUCUCCCUAUUCCUCUCCCUGCCCUUGUCAUAUAAUACGGUCCCCACACCCGACUGUAGGAGAGAUGCCAAUUUCCCCAAAGCUUUUUUUUUUUUUUUUUGUCCCUCAGGGAAGCAAAUACGGAAUGUGUUACUGCAUAGGUAAGUUCAUUAAAUGCAGGUCCACAUACUACAAUAACACACAAACAUGUAAAACAAACAAAAGCCCAUAGCAAAUAUUUCCAUGGCCUAAGGCGGACAAGCUACGAUUGACUUGUGGGCUUCAUUGGCACUCUUCGUGUUACAAUGUUGGAAAACAUUUUUUUAAAAUCUGCUUUUUUCAGUCUCUUCAUCAAUUGGGGACAGGGCUAGAAAAGUCACUAAUUCUCCAUGUGCUUCGGCACUUUCUCAGCCCCUGUACACCAACCUGUGCUGUGGUGUUGGAUUGCUAACCAUGUAAAUGGCUGUUGUGUUGGGGGUGUACUUUGAAUUAGACGAUGCAUUAGUCCUGUAACAGGGUGGGUCGUUUUAUUAAUGUGAUUUGUGUUGCACUGAGCUAUCUAACUAUUCACUGUGUAUCAAUGUUGUUUAAGAGAUAAAUGCUUUAUUGUUAUUUUAAGACUGGAGGGUCACAAGCUAAUGAAGUAUUCACUAAUAAGUCUGUAGCUUAUUAGAACAUAAAGAAUGUUUUUAUUUUUGGGGUGUCAGAAACAAAAACUUUUUUUUAAGUUUCUGUGGAACAAAAUUCUAUAUAUAUUGCAAAUACAUGUGGUAUUAUUAAAAGGAGUAGGACACAUA